AUUUUCUCUCUCUCUCUCUCUCCGCUUUCAGUCAUCAGCUGCGUAAAGAAUUCUCUCUCUACCAGAGUUACAUAUAUAUAUAUAAUCACCAAGGAGAGACGUUUGCACAAUCUCAAACUCAUCUAAGCUUUUUUGUUUUCUGUAUAUGUAAAGAUAUAGGAAACUGCACCAGUCUCUACAAUCCUCUACAUUUGGGUUUCCUUGACAGUAACAGGAAAUGGUCAAAAGGUAUGGAGUGUUUUGAUGUGCAAGCAUUACCAUGUCGCAGUGCUUAGACAGGGUUAAGCAUUUGUGUGCUUCCCUACUUCGCUGCUGUGAUCUUGAGUUGUAUAGACAAUCCAGAGACCUCGAAGAUCCUGAAUUUCUUGCAAGGGAGACAGUGUUUAGCGUAAGUGAAAUAGAGGCUCUUUAUGAACUAUUUAAGAAGAUUAGCAGUGCAGUAAUUGAUGACGGUUUAAUCAACAAGGAAGAGUUUCAAUUGGCGUUAUUUAAGACGAACAAAAAAGAGAGCCUGUUUGCUGAUCGGGUAUUUGACUUGUUUGACACAAAACAUAAUGGCAUCCUAGGCUUUGAAGAAUUUGCCCGCGCACUCUCUGUAUUUCAUCCGAACGCCCCUAUCGAUGAUAAGAUUGAGUUUUCGUUUCAACUGUACGAUCUCAAGCAGCAAGGUUUUAUUGAGAGGCAAGAGGUGAAGCAAAUGGUAGUGGCAACUCUUGCAGAAUCUGGUAUGAACCUUUCAGAUGAUGUUAUAGAGAGCAUCAUUGACAAGACCUUUGAGGAAGCCGAUACAAAACAUGAUGGGAAGAUUGACAAGGAAGAGUGGAGAAAUCUUGUUCUGCGUCAUCCAUCCCUUCUAAAGAAUAUGACCCUUCAAUACCUCAAGGACAUCACCACUACAUUCCCGAGCUUUGUAUUCCAUUCGAGGGUUGAAGAUACAUGAUUCCAGUUCUGCAUUUUAGGUUUUGAUUUUUUGUUAUUAUUAUUGGUUUAGUUCAUAACAAUGCAGCUCUUUUGCUUGUGAUAGGGACCAAAAGGGAAUUGUAUUUGUUAUUUUCACAAAGAUUGCAGGUUGUGUACGUUUAUUAUUUAGCGGUUGCGUUGGUUUUUUUUAUUUUUUUAUCAAGCUUUCUGGUUGGGUUGUUUGAUUUCAGUGCAUAGACAUACAUGUCUUUUUGAAUAAAUGUUAUUUUUGCUUGAA
Camellia sinensis is the source of this 1198-nucleotide messenger RNA. Its product is annotated as calcineurin B-like protein 3. Gene Ontology annotation, biological process: calcium-mediated signaling. Lineage: Eukaryota; Viridiplantae; Streptophyta; Magnoliopsida; Ericales; Theaceae. The record is from RefSeq and is a predicted model, not a curated record. Gene Ontology annotation, molecular function: calcium ion binding; kinase binding.